AUGUUUCUGCCCUCCGGCCCUGGGGCCCUUGCCUCAGUCUCCCUCCUCCUGCCAGCCACCCCAUCUUGUCCACAGUUCCCCAAACCGCCUUCUUGCCUGACCCAGUGCUUGGCUGAUCGGUCAUUUGGCUGCGUCCGCACAGGGCAGCAGACUCCGUGUGCUGGGGGAGAGCUCUUCUGUGACCCUUCUUUCGUCGUGCAGAGCGGUUCCCCUGAGGCACAAAAGGCACGCUGCGUGCUGUCAGUGAUGGGGCUCAGCAUCGUGUCUCCCAACUCUGGGCUCACGCCAGAGUUACCUGAGUCAGUCCCCUCCCUGGCAGCUCCCUCCCCAGGUCAGAAUCAGUUCCAGGGGUUCUGA
Rangifer tarandus platyrhynchus (Svalbard reindeer) is the source of this 357-nucleotide messenger RNA. The record is from the annotation of a GenBank genome assembly. NCBI's taxonomy places the organism in Eukaryota, Metazoa, Chordata, Mammalia, Artiodactyla, Cervidae.